AUGGAGCAGGUUGACGCCGAACGAGCAAGGCAAUUGUCGCUGUUCCGACCCCUCGGUGCUUCUUACUACGCUAGCUCCGUCUCGGUUCGUCCAGGUCAUUAUGAAGAACUCGUCAAUAGGGGAUGGAGAAGGUCCGGCACCCUGUACUACAAGCAGAACCUGCAGCGGUCAUGCUGUCCUCACUACACCAUGAGGCUUGAGGCCUCGGCCUACAAACCAAGGAGAGACCAAAGAAAGGCGAUCAACCGCUGGAACAAGUUUGUUCUGGGUCCGGAAUACAUUCGCAGAGCUGCGUACCUCUGCCCGAAGACCAGAGGGGAGAAGAAGCAUCGAAAAUGCACCUUUGAUGUUGUCGAUGCCGUCCACGAGGUCGAAUAUAGCAAUGUCAAGCGGCCAAUUGACCCGAAGACGAAGAGGCCAUUGGAACCGGCGCAUCGGUUUGAGAUCAACAUAGAAGGCGAUACUGUCUCCCAGGCGAAAUUUGAUCUAUUCCGCAAGUACCAGACUAAGGUCCACAAGGAGGAUCUCUCUAAGUGGCAAACGAAAGAUUUCAAGCGUUUCCUCUGUUCGGGACUGAAGCGGAGCGAACCCAAUGAACGAGAUGCACAGCGCAGACUAGGGUCGUGGCAUCAGUGCUAUCGGCUUGACGGGAGGCUCAUCGCCGUCGCUGUCUUGGAUCUGAUGCCUAACGGGGUCAGCUCGGUUUACAUCUUCUACGACCCGGACUACGAGCAUUGGGAAAUUGGCAAACUGAGCGCGAUGAGGGAGAUAGCCCUCGCAAUCGAAGAAGGCUAUAAAUACUACUAUAUGGGUUACUACAUCCACUCAUGCCAAAAAAUGCGCUACAAGGGCACUUUCCGACCUCAACACAUUCUCGACCCCGAAUCCCACACCUGGGAUCCUCUUGACGGCGAGCUAGCCACAAAGCUCAACACCCGACCUUAUGUAUCUUUUUCGCGAGACCGCGCCACCAACACCGACUCCGGAACUGAAGCAAGCACAGCCGGUGGCGCAGAGGCCGAAGCCGAAGCCGAGAUCAACGACGAGGAAGUCUCCCUCUUUGCGCUGAAAAUGCCGGGAGUCCUUACAGUCGACGAAGUUAAGAAGUUGGAUCUGGGGAGCUGGCUAUUGCUCGUUCAUGGGUCGUUUGUACAUAUGAGUGACUUGGUCGGAUGGGAAACGAUGCCUAUAGAUGAGCCGCAGUCUAUCAAGGGGAUUGUCGCCGAAUUGGCCGCGACAUUGGGACCGGCUGUCGUCAAGGAUAGCGCGGUGGUGUUGUUUGACUGA
This is a messenger RNA of Aspergillus mulundensis, 1287 nucleotides long. Its product is annotated as arginyltransferase. Gene Ontology annotation, biological process: protein arginylation. Gene Ontology annotation, cellular component: cytoplasm. The transcript has 10 exons. Lineage: Eukaryota; Fungi; Ascomycota; Eurotiomycetes; Eurotiales; Aspergillaceae. The record is from RefSeq and is a predicted model, not a curated record. Gene Ontology annotation, molecular function: arginyl-tRNA--protein transferase activity. Bases 1 to 1287 code for a protein of 428 amino acids.